Tachysurus vachellii is the source of this 1252-nucleotide messenger RNA. It is a transcript of the gene rskra, whose product is annotated as ribosomal protein S6 kinase related a. Gene Ontology annotation, molecular function: protein serine/threonine kinase activity; ATP binding. The transcript is spliced from 12 exons. Gene Ontology annotation, biological process: protein phosphorylation. The record is from RefSeq and is a predicted model, not a curated record. NCBI's taxonomy places the organism in Eukaryota, Metazoa, Chordata, Actinopteri, Siluriformes, Bagridae. Bases 86 to 1252 code for a protein of 388 amino acids.
CUAGUAUCCUGCCAGGAGCAGUUAUUUAAUGGUUAUUUGAUAAAUCACAAGAUCAUCAUUUAUUUGUUGACAACAUGGGGCUACUAUGGGCGGUGCUGUGAGCAAAAACAAGACACCCUUUUCGUCAGUGGAGAACAGCUGUUUUUCCAGUAAGCAAAGGUUUCUGUCUCUCCAUGAUGUACUUGUUCAAAACAGUCCAUUCGGGCAACAGAGUGACCAGUGCACAACGUCCCAAAUGUGUAAAUGUACAAAAAAACAAGAGAGAGAUCUUCUACCUACAUCCACUUCAAUGUUCCUCCCAGAAUUUCCACAUCAUGAGGGGAGACCUGCACAUUUACAGGUCACUGGGGUAAUAGCCAAAGGAUCAUUCGGCCCUAUUCUGAAAGUAAAGGACUGGGCAAAAGGGAAGACCUCUGCUAUAAAGGUUUUACCCAAAUCUGAGGUUCUGAAACAUGGAGUCCUGAAACAGGUGAAAGAGGAGGUUAUAAUUCAGCGGCAGCUCAAACACGCUUUUGUCCUCGGUCUAGAGGACUGUUGGCAGAGUCAGAACAACCUCUUCAUCAUGUGUGAUUACCGCAGCACGGGAGAUCUGUACACCUACUGGAUGCUAACUGGCCAGUUUAAAGAGAAGGAGGUUCAGGUGUUUGCUGUUGAACUCGGCAGUGCUUUAGGGUUUCUUCAUGACUUUGGGAUAAUGCACAGAGAUUUGAAGAUGGAGAACAUUCUUUUAACUGAACACGGUCACGUCUGCCUGGCAGAUUUCGGACUUUCUCGUCGACUUGAUCGGGGCGCAAAGGCAUUUACAAUCUGUGGGACAAUCCAAUACAUGGCUCCUGAGGUUCUGACUGGGGGUCCUUACAGCCAUGCAGCAGACUGGUGGUCUCUGGGCAUCCUGUUAUACACUCUGGCUGCUGGGGAGUUCCCACUUCUUCCAGAGCCAGACCACAGCAGUAUGCUGACUAAAGUCACUGAGCAUCCUUAUGAAAUUCCUCUGAGAUUCAGUCCUGCACUGGCCCUGUUGCUCACAGAGCUCCUGUGUAAGACUCCUGUGCGUCGCUUGCGCUGUCUGGAACGCUAUAGGAGUCAGAGGUUUUUCAAUGGCGUCUCCUUUGACUCUCAGGUCUUGAUGAAGUAUCCCAUUCAGACAAUUCUUGAGCUGAAGGAUCACCCUAACCGGCCAGAGAAAUCAAUGAGGGGAUUAACAUUCGACCAGCUUCUGAACUUUGAAUGUGAUUUAUUUGACCGGUUCUAA